This is a messenger RNA of Dinoponera quadriceps, 3179 nucleotides long. RefSeq lists its product as uncharacterized. Lineage: Eukaryota; Metazoa; Arthropoda; Insecta; Hymenoptera; Formicidae. The transcript has 4 exons. Bases 152 to 1474 code for a protein of 440 amino acids. The record is from RefSeq and is a predicted model, not a curated record.
GAGAAAUUGUAAUUACAGUGAACAACUCGUUGCUGUAUUCAUAGUGACUGCAUACCGCGCAGAUAUUUAACGUGACGUAUCAUUCUGUGAAAAAUUGCUUGAUCAAUCGAAAAUCUAAAGAAAAAUUUGAGCGAUCCUUUUCCCAUAAAACAUGGCGGAUGUUGAUAAAACAAUUAAGAAUAUUUCUACGGACACUCAUAGUAAUUUAGAAAAUUGCAGCAAAGAAGAAUAUUUAAAAAAAUUACAUGCCGUGAUUAACGAUAUAAAAUUCCCGGACGAUUUCGAUACUUGGACCGCGGAAGAACAGUGUGAUUGGAAAUGUCAGGUUAUAAAGGAAAUUGUCCCAAACGUGCCCAAGUCCUUGCAAAGCAUGAUAUCGGCCAACUUUUACCCAAUAGAGUUUCAUCGAAAUCAGAAAAAAUUACCCGAAUGGAUGGAUAUUGAUAAAUUUCGUAGAGCACAAAAGUUUGUGAGCGAUCAUUAUUUCUCGAUAGUCUUAAACCAUUUAUUGAGCAUUUUGCGCUCUCUUACUUUCAACGAUGGUCUAAAAGCGUUCAUCUUAGGAGAAAAUGUCCAUACGCCGUAUUUAGCAUUCAGAAGGUAUUUAAGUACUAUGAAACGGAUGCUCGCCUGGUACGAAGGAGACCCUUGGGUUAAAGGUACAAAGGCUUACAGGGAGAUACAAAUUACACAUGGAAAACAUAUCGCGAUAAGCAAAAAGCUGGCGUCAAUGAAUCACGAGGCAAUAGACAACCUAAAAAUUGAGAAUCCAUGGUGUCCGGAGCGCGAAUUGCUUUUGAAGGAUUUCGCCGCGACGUGCCCGUUCGAAAAGCUCGAUGAACGUCUUCACGAAUUGAUCAAAUAUUUUCCGUUCAGAUCUAAAAGCAUCAAUAACGCGGAUAUGGCGGUUAUUCAGGGCACUUUUAUGAUUGCGCCCAUUUUGUAUCCGCAGAAUAUCGGACUGCACGGCAUAACUGAUGAAGAUCUAGACGCUUUUUGCCACAUGUGGAGAUGCUACGGAUAUUUCCUCGGCAUAGAAGACAAGUACAACUUUUGCCAUGGCAGCUUUGAGGAGAUAAAACAGCGUACAUGGGAUUUAACUCAUAGCUGGCUAAUACCAAAUUUUAAAAAUAUUGAAGCAAACUCUUUGCACGUAAUAAGAUGUGCCAUCGAAUCUAUAAAUUACUUUCCUUUGCCAUAUAUUCCGGCUAAAACAUUGAUACUACUAUUAUUAGAAGCUUUAAAUCUAAAUAUGCCUAAUUUGUAUGCAUCGCUUAGUUACGGAGAAUGGAUCGCUUAUAAAAUUUAUACAUUUAUAUUACGUCAUAUUAUGAAAUUCUCGAUAAUGAGAACAUUUACUAAACAAUUAUUAGUCAAGGUAUUUGAAGCAGCGUCAAAUUUUGGGCCGGAAAUGUUGACGGAGCUGCAACAGAAGUCAAAACAACAAGUACCUGAUUCUUUUGUCCAUUUCUAAUGCAUAUAUUCAAGGUUGGUCAAAUUCACUUUCCAAAUUCACUGAACCGAUUAGGAAAUUCGGAAAGAUAUAAUUUUAGUUAAGUUGAGUAUAAAAUGAAAAGCCGCAUGAUAAGAGAAAUAAACAUAAAUCGCAGCUUGUGCAUUAAUGCGUCGAUUAAAAAGAUAAUGAUUAAAAAGAAAUAAAUGGAUGUAUCUCGGAAGAAUGCAUAAUUCUUUUCUCUUUUCCUUCGCAAAGUCUCGUUUUAUUAAUAAAGUAAAUGAAAACGAAAUUUUGCAAGAGGAAAGGUCGUCUCAGAAUUCAACUAGGAGACGACCUUUCAAGGACAAACGAUUAUUCAAUAUGGACGUAUCUUUUGAAAGGAUCGCUUACCUAAUAUCUGCAGUGGAAUUGAUAUUUACAAACGAGGGUAAUUUUCUGUGUGAACUGUGUCCAUCGUUUAAAUAAUAUCUGUCUUUGUCGAGAUAAUACAAUUAUUUAAACGGAACAUAAACUCUUUUAUUCUUUCUAAAAUAAUAAUAUUUUUAUGUUUAACAAGCUGCGAUUUAUGUUUAUUUCUCUUAUCAUGCGGCUUUUCAUUUUAUACUCAACUUAACUAAAAUGAUAUCUUUCCGAAUUUCCUAAUCGGUUCAGUCAGCGUUACAUCAUUGUUAUAGUGCUGGUGAUAACACGUUACGCUUAACCACUGAUUACAGUCGAUAAGCGUAAUGAGUAAGCCUAAUCCACACUACACACGCAGCACGAUGUGUAACGCCCACGCUGAUAGUACGCUGCGUUACCCCUGACUGUCCUGUGCAUCGAAUCCGUAAUAAGCCUAUUAUUUUUCAUUGCAAUUAAAAAGCGAAGCGUUUGCCAAAAAUUUGCAAGAUGUAAAGUCCGAGAAUUUGACUUGGAAUGUGACCUUUCCAUCUGAAUUGGUCGUUUUAUUCUUUGGAAAAAAUUCGUAGAACGCAACACCUUUCUGAUCCUACCAAAUUGAGAGCACGACCUUGCUCGAGCGAAGCUCUGCCUUCAAAAUGCUUUUUGGCGGUUCGCCGAGCUGGCCCCCCCGCCCCCUCCGCAAUCUUUUGCUCUUUUUCAUCGCCUAUCACCAUUCCUUUCAGAAAUGGAUCGUUUUCUAAGUGCAUUGCUGAUGGAAAUGCGUUCAAUUAGAUAAGCUUCGUUCGGUGCGAAAUCCAAACAUCGAGUCGACUAACGUAGCCAAGUUGACGCAAAUUGUUUUCCAUACUCGAUUUCGAUAUUCGGAGAACGUCUGCGAUCUUCCGCGUCGUGUAGCGUGAAUUGGGGUAUCGAUUAACACCUUCACUUUGUCGCUGUCGAUCUUAACUGGACGGCCUGAGCGUCUUGGACAGAAAAAUCUCUGGAAUUAAAUCUCACAAACCACUUCCGGCAGCACACGCGAUCUUUCAUGGUAUUUUACAGAGAUUUGCGCCGCGUUUUCGUCUCUUUUUAAAAUAAGAAAAGCAUGAUCUGCUGAAAAUGCUCAUUUCGGUUAUUCAACUUUCAAACGACGCCGACCACACAAAACACAACCAAUCUUCACGCAGUUCUUUUUUUAAAUAUACGUUGAAGUGUCAUCUGUCAAUGAUUAUGCACUUCCAAGAUUUAGACUGAAGAUAGAACUUUUACAUCUAAGGUCAUUCAUCGGCAAAAACCGGAAUUAUUGGCCAAACCAAUGAAAUACACAGCCGACGCUGUGGCUGUG